GUAUCAGUUCAUUUGGGAUCAGAAGAAGGUCAUCCACUAACUGUAGACAUCAGUGAUCUGGGAGACCAGUAUGAUCGACUCUGGGUUCAAAUCGCAGCUCAACCUGAUGAUGCUAUUUAUGGUGGUGGGGAACAAUAUUCUUACCUUAAUCUCAGAGGACUACAAUAUCCCAUCUGGACUAGGGAGCAGGGAAUUGGCAGAAACAAAAGUGAUAUCGUAACGUUUGUAACAGAUUUACGGCAUUCCGGAGGGGACUACUUCACCACAUACUUCCCACAACCAACUUUCUACAGCAGUCAGAAAUACUACUUCCAUCAUGGAGGUUCCAACUACGCCAUCUUGGAUUUUGGUCAUCGAGAUUUCCAUGAGGUUUUCAUCCAGGGUAAACCAGGACGGCUGUAUUUCAAUACUGGCAACUCUUUUGAUGAACUGGUCACCAAGCUGAACCCUUUGUGA
Molecule: messenger RNA, 456 nt
Organism: Lottia gigantea (owl limpet)
Lineage: Eukaryota; Metazoa; Mollusca; Gastropoda; Lottiidae
Exons: 2
Biological process (GO): carbohydrate metabolic process
Molecular function (GO): carbohydrate binding; catalytic activity
Source: RefSeq, a predicted model, not a curated record